GUAGUCGGGUCUAAAAACCUUUUCCAAACCCUAAAAGAUCCCUAGCGCAAAGAAAGAAUCAGAGGAAUAGAAACCAAGACGGAAGCAAUAGCAGUCGCAUCUAAGAAAAUAUGGCGAAAUCCAUGAGAUCGAAGAGAGAGAAGAGGCUUAGGGCUAUAAGGAGAGAGAUAGUCGAAACGCAGCCGUUCUACCAGAAGAAAGAUGAGGCCAAGCUCGCUGCACAAGAAGCUGCUCUUGCUGCGCCUAAGCUACCCGUCCGCCCGAUUCCGGGCUCGUCUACUUCUAUGGAGAUAACCACCACGACUACCCCGACAACGACGACGAACAGUAUGGAUGUGGAGACGGGUGAUGGACAUCAAAGUAAGGAAUCCUUGAAGCCUGUUGGUGGAAUAGGGAAGAAGUUGAAGAAGAAGUUCAAGUUGGGGAAAAAGAAGCGCCGGGGAAAGGGUAAGAUCAGGGGAAAACAUAACAUUUGAUUUAACUAACAAAAUAGUAGCACUUAUUCUUCUCUCUUGCUGUAUUGUUUUCUUGGAAAACUUGGCCCAAGAAUUUCAUUUUCAGUUGUUUGUUGCAAAUAAUUCUGUCGUUGAUUGUUUACCAAGCUUUAGAAAUCUUGACCCACAAGAAUGAAAUUCACUUAGCAAGUA
Molecule: messenger RNA, 647 nt
Organism: Carica papaya (papaya)
Lineage: Eukaryota; Viridiplantae; Streptophyta; Magnoliopsida; Brassicales; Caricaceae
Source: RefSeq, a predicted model, not a curated record